AAAAGAAACAAGCGAAAUGUUUGAUGUUGCGCUGAAAAGUGCUGGGGCAGCCGUGGUUCUGGCAACAUCUAGCGAUGAUAACUACCCACCGGAGAAUAUGAUAGACGGAGACACUCAAACAUUCUGGGCUUCCACUGGAAUUUUUCCUCAGGAAUUCAUUCUGACUUUCACAUCAGUAGUCAACAUAGCAAGAAUUGAAUUAUGUUGUUCAAAUGUGAAAAAUGUUAUUUUUGAAAAGUGUAAAGACCCAGAUCCACUGAAGUUUGAGAAGAUAACAGAAAGAGAAUUGACACAUGGUGAUGGCCAGCUACAAAAUGAGGAUAUUUCAGUGAAUGGGGCAGAAGCGCAGCACUUGCGAGUUGUCAUAGAAUCAGCUUAUGAUCAUUUUAUAUCUAUACACAGAAUCAAUGUCCAUGGGAACGCUGUCCGUGGAUAAAACUUAAUAAAUUACUUACUACUUUUACAGAGGAGAAGCAAUGAAAAAAUAGGACCAAAUUUAUUACAAACAACUAAAAAACAAUCUGGAUAUAUCUUUUAUAGAUGGGAAUACAAAUAACUAUGUGUUACAUUAUUCCUGUCUCAGACUAGCUAUGAUGAUAGUUACUGAUGAGGUGUUGUCCUGUCUCAGACUAGCUAUGAUGAUAGUUACUGAUGAGGUGUUGUCCUGUCUCAGACUAGCUAUGAUGAUUAGUUACUGAUGAGGUGUUGUCCUGUCUCAGACUAGCUAUGAUGAUAGUUACUGAUAAGGUGUUGUCAUGUCUCAGACUAGCUAUGAUGAUUAGUUACUGAUGAGGUGUUGAACUUCUGUUGGUCUCUUACAUAUCUUUACCUGGUGUUAGAUUGUAGUCAAUAUUUGGUCAUUUAUGACUUGAUAAUCCGUCCAGUUUUCAUGUGUCCGUUGUGUUCAUUCUCAAACACCAGGAAAAGGAUUUACAUUCCAUCAAAUAUAUCUGAAAUAACCAAACAUAUCAUUGUAAAAGCAGUUUGUGAGGUUUUUUAUUAUAAUAAAUUCUUUUCACAUCUU
Molecule: messenger RNA, 1024 nt
Organism: Ylistrum balloti
Lineage: Eukaryota; Metazoa; Mollusca; Bivalvia; Pectinida; Pectinidae
Product: intraflagellar transport protein 25 homolog
Exons: 4
Coding region: 17-436 (139 amino acids)
Biological process (GO): intraciliary transport
Cellular component (GO): cilium; centrosome; intraciliary transport particle B
Source: RefSeq, a predicted model, not a curated record